This is a messenger RNA of Paramecium tetraurelia, 1470 nucleotides long. RefSeq lists its product as uncharacterized. The record is from RefSeq and is a predicted model, not a curated record. The transcript has 2 exons. Lineage: Eukaryota; Ciliophora; Oligohymenophorea; Peniculida; Parameciidae.
AUGAAUGAAAUCUGUUUGCCAUAGAACCAUCAUAUAAUUCAAAUACUGUAUGAGUAUCUUCAAAAGCAUGGCAUGAACCUUGACAACCCACCCACGACUAAACUGUUUGAGUUAUUUAUCUAAACUCAUGAAAUUACAUACUAGAAAAAAGAAUUUUAAUUAGCCUAACUCAAUUCAAAAAUAUUCUAAAUCACUUAAGAACUAAACACUCUUCAAAAUAAUAUUGAGGGAUAAUAUUCAGUAAUAAAGAAUAUCAAAAAUAGAAGAGUAAAACUACACAUUGAGCUUGAUUUACAAGAAUCUCAUUUGCAUAAGAUUGAAAAAUCGAUUAGUGAAAUUCACAAUGAUCCUUCAAUAAUAUAGAAAAUCAGUGACCUUACUGAAGGAAUAAAGAUAUGUAGAGACAGAUAUCUAUCUAUAAAAGAAGAGAAUGAACAAUUCAAUAAAAUUUAGACUACUCUAACAUAAUAAAAGCAACAAUUAAAAAAUCGUUAUAAAUUUGCUUAAGAUAAAAUUAAAAAUAAUCUCAUCUAAAUUGAUGAUCUGAAGGAGUAAAGUGUCAGUCUCAAUAAUAGAUUAAUUAAAUAAUUGAAAACAGUGACAGAAUUAUUUUAGUUAAACCACAAGAGAACAAUAAAUUAGAAACACACUAAUUAUGUGAAUAAUCCUAUUCAUAAUGAUGAUACAAGUAUGAUAUUGAUAAAUUUAAUUGAGUUCCUUAUCAACUUACAAAUGCAAAUUUUAAAUAAAUCUGGAUCAAAUAUAUCCUCUGAAGAUGAAAUCUUGGACCUUAUCUAAACUAUUCUAAACCUAAAGUCAUAAUUAAAUCAAAUGAAGAUUCAAGAUAAUUCUGAAGAGCAAUCAAAAUUAACAUAGUAAACAGAAUCAAUAUCAAUUCGGCAAAGAUUUAGAUACAAGACUCAUCAUAAUCUUGGUGAGAUUAAAUUAUCAAAACAUUCCCAAUAGGGACAAGAUUCCAAAGGAACCUCUUAAUAUGAUGAUGAAAUAAUGGAAAAUCAAUCAAGUGACAAUGACUGUUUAUAGGAACUAAUAUAAAUAUCCCCUAAAAAGCCUUGGCAAUUUAAAUCAGUCAUUAUUGAUAGCAGUAAAAAUUCAGAAAAGAAAAUGGAAUAUUUAAGUGAAUAAUAGAUUAAAUCUUAAAACUUAAAAUCAUUAGCAUCAAUAUCUUCGGAUGCCAGUUUUUAAGAUUUACGAGUCACCACUUUAUAAGAAGAAUUACAAACUGUCUAUUCUUAUGAUUAAACACAAGGAGAAAACAUAUAAGUCACAAGUUGUUGUUAUGAUACUUAAGAGAGAACUCAAAUUAACUCGAAAAUGGAAUCUAAUUUAUAUGACCCUGACUAAACCAAAUGCAUUUAAGAUUAGAAAAAUAGAAGAAACUUUAAGAUUACUGGUUUUAUUAUGAUGACAAUAGGCAUUGCUGGAUGGAUGUAUUAAAGGUCAAAAUGA